Molecule: messenger RNA, 900 nt
Organism: Zalophus californianus (California sea lion)
Lineage: Eukaryota; Metazoa; Chordata; Mammalia; Carnivora; Otariidae
Product: translation initiation factor IF-2-like
Exons: 3
Coding region: 1-900 (299 amino acids)
Source: RefSeq, a predicted model, not a curated record
AUGAACCAGGAACGGGGCCGCCACCAGAACUAUACCAUGCUGCCUCAGCAUUCCAUCAGCAAAUCUGGUUGCCGCUUUCAAAACACAGGUCCGCAGUCCAGCCGCCUCCCAGCCGUGGUUCCGGCCCCCAACGUUCGGCCGGACUUCGGCGAUGGCCGCCACCCUGAGCUUCCGUCCUCCGCCUCAAGCGCAGACCCGACACAGCCCGGGACCAAUUCCAGGCGUAGGCUCCUCACGGCCGUCUGCAGCGACCGCCAGAAACAGGCGCACUUCCCGAUAACCCGCGGCGCGGACGUAGGGCCCCACGCUUGGGGGCCCUCGGCCCAAGGACCGAGCGAGCGGCACGGAGUCCGGAGGCACCACGACCCACGGAACGCGUGGCGCAGGGUGAGGGACGGAGCACCUUCCUGUGCUUGCACGGCCGCCUCCGAGGCCACGACGCGCGGAAAGGCCAGCCUUGGAGGAAUGAGUCCACGGCGGGGCUCGACGGACUCGGGUCGCCCCGUACCCCUGCCCGGCCCUGAUACGGAGGCCGGCGCUGGCUGCUCAGCCUCAGCGCCCCCACCGCCCCCACCAACGGCCCCCGGCCCCCGCCCACCGCCGCCGCGCCGUCCGACGCCGGGGCCUGGGCCGCAGGGCCGCGAGCCGCUCGGGCCUCCGGGGUCUGGUGGGGGGACGGCGGGGAGGGCCCGGGGGACGAGCGCUUCCCUGCGGCGGGCCCCUGGGCGCGGCCGCCGCCGUCGGACUCCGGGCGGAGCGGACACCCGGGCCGGCGGUCAGGGCCCCGGCCCCGCCAGCCAAGGCCCGAAUCUGUGCGGCGGGGACAGCGUCUCCCCUCGCGCCCUGUCCGUCCCGUCACCGCGGCGCCCGCCCGGCGCUCCGAAUCCCAGAGCCGACUGA